Penicillium daleae is the source of this 2457-nucleotide messenger RNA. RefSeq names its product putative C6 transcription factor. The transcript is spliced from 2 exons. The coding region runs from base 1 to 2457 and encodes 818 amino acids. The record is from RefSeq and is a predicted model, not a curated record. Gene Ontology annotation, biological process: DNA-templated transcription; regulation of DNA-templated transcription. Gene Ontology annotation, molecular function: DNA-binding transcription factor activity, RNA polymerase II-specific; zinc ion binding; DNA binding. Lineage: Eukaryota; Fungi; Ascomycota; Eurotiomycetes; Eurotiales; Aspergillaceae.
AUGUCAUUCCACUCUGCCUCUCCGGAGGGGCUGAACUCCUCCCCCGCCAGUGAGCAUUCUCCGAACAGUGCGCGCUCUGGCGUGCCCGCCACCGCCCCGCGCCCGGUCGCGGAUAUCGCCAGUGCGCGGAGCUGUGUGACUUGUCGUCGCCGGAAGGUCCGCUGUAACAAGCGCUCGCCUUGCUCCAAUUGUGUCAAGGCCGGUAUCGACUGCGUGUUUCCCCCACCAGGCCGGGCCCCACGCAAAUCUAAGCGUCCGCCCGAUGCUGAGCUGCUUUCUCGCUUGCGACGCCUCGAGGGCGUCAUCGAACACCUGAGCGGGAAAAACGGCGAGAAUCCCGGGUCGACAACAUCGAGUAUCUCGCCAACUCAGCCGGCUUCGACCUUUUCGCUCCCUCCAGCUCCUCCGACCGCCGUGACUGCGCCGUCGACUGCUUCUGGGUCUGCAGCCUCGCCCGCCCAGGACUCUGGUUGUCCGUUCGAUCCGAAGAAUCUCGCGCCGAAGAAGUUUGAGAAUGAGUUUGGGAGACUGGUCAUUGAUGAAGGACGGAGCCGAUACGUGAGCAAUCGGCUUUGGGCGAGCCUUGGCGAUGAGAUCGAAGAACUUCAGGACAUUCUAGAUCAUUCCUCGUCUGACGAAGAGGAUAUCCCUUCUCCGGAAUCCUCCCAUUCCGGCUCCCACGACGGCUUCCUAUUCGGAUUCUAUUCCCUGUCGCAUUCUCUUCGGGAGUUCCACCCGAGUCUGCCCAAGGUGUCCAUGCUUUGGGAAGCUUAUCAAGAAAAUGUUGCACCCUUGAUAACCAUCGUGCACAAGGGAACUGCCCGAAGCUUGCUGAUCGAGGCAGCACAGAACCCGGACUCUGUGGACAAGAAUAACGAAGCGCUCGUGUUCUCUAUUUACUUGUCGGCCAUUGUCAGCCUGACACCUGAAAAUUGUAUGGCCCGGCUUGGUGAAGAGCGUAGCGUCUUGGUUAAACGCUACCGCUUUGCCGUUGAACAAGCUCUAUCGAGAGCCGGUCUCCUCAACACCCAGAGCUUGGUCCUCAUUCAAGCGGCAGUGCUAUUCCUGAUUUGCGUUCGCCGGGAAGAUGACUCCAAGUUUGUAUGGUCCAUGAACUCGGUCAUUCUCCGCCUUGCUCAAGGUCUGGGACUGCAUCGAGAUGGUACCAACUUUUCGUUGAAGCCCUUUGAGACGGAGAUGCGCCGCCGCUUGUGGUGGCACAUUUGCCUGAUGGAUGUUCGUUCGUCUGAGGACCACGGGACGGAUCCACUGAUUAACGAGAACAUGUAUGAUACUCGACUCCCGUUGAAUAUCAAUGACGACGAUAUCACGCCAGAAAUGACCGAGACCCCGUCCGAACGCGAGGGUGUCACCGAUGUCACGUUCUGUCUGAUUCGUUGUGAGAUUACCAGCGCCCUGCGACGCGCGAAUUACUCUUGUCCUGGUGUCCGAUUCCGCCUGGGCGAGUCUGGCCCUGGGAUUGAACGUUGUGAACGAAUGAUCCAGAUCAUCAGCAAUCGUGUAGAGGAGCGUUACAUCAAACACUGCGACAUGAACAUUCCCAUCCACUGGGCUAUAGCCACGGUGGGACGUCUCAUUCUUGCAAAGCUAUGGCUGGUCGUGCAUCACCCGAUGACCCGAAAAGAUCGCGUCAUCAAUGUAUCUCAAGCUACUCGCGAGAGUUUGUUUCUGACUGCCAUUGAGGUCCUUGAGUUUGGCCGGUUGUUGGAGACCGACCCCAAAACCGCAAAAUGGGGCUGGCUGUUCCGAACUAACAUGCAAUGGCAUGGAUUGGCUUUCGUUCUAUCCGAGGUGUGCGUUCGUCCAAUCUGCCCGGUCACCGAUCGCGCUUGGAAUGCAAUCCAAGGUAUCUACGUGGAGUGGGAGCGUCAGGCAACACAUAAAAAGGGCAUGCUAUGGCGUCCGCUAGCCGCAUUGAUGAAACGAGCCGCCUCAACUCGAGCCAAGCAACAGGAAGAACUCCUCGCCAAGUUUGGUCCAAACCGUGCAGGCCAUCAACCUGGUCCGACUGACUUUGCCUUGACCCACCACCACACCCUCCCUCAAAUACACAUGCCAAUCAAUUCAACGCUUCCGUCAUCGAUUCCUCCUUCUCAAAAUCAGCCCAUCCAAGAGCGAUCUGACCUAAACAUUGAUUUGAAUCAGGGGCCUUGGGAGACAUUGCAGAGCAUCUUCCCAAAUACCAACUUCCUGGCCCCUGUUACUCUCGAUAACCCUCCACCUCAAGAACCUGUCUCGGCAAUCAACGUGCCCACGGGAUUAUCUUUUACUUCGCCCGUGAACAAUGAUUCCUUCAUGAGCCAAGUGAACAUUCCCGAGACUGCCACGCUUAGCUGGGACGAAUGGGAUCAGGUUAUGCGCGACUUCCAAAUGGAUCUCGAAAACGAGGGUACAGACCCAGGGAAGGGAACUCAUGUUACGGAAUGGUUUGCAUGA